AACCAGGAAACAUCGUAAACCUUUCAGUCCCCGUUGGACAUGGCAAUGCCUUAGGGAAGACCUCUACGAGCUCCCAGGCUUAAGAGCUGCCUUGGGUGUAACAAUGGCUUAUUGUAGCAGCACGGAAAGAAUGUGAGCAAAGGAGCUGCUACGGGGUGUGGCCAGGUGAGAGCAGCCAGCCCUCUCUACCUGCUCAGGUGGCUUAGCUUUUAAAGAAGCUGAAAAGUUAGCUCAGCAGACGAGCACCUGCUGGAGCUGUGUGUGCUGGGUGGUAGCUGAGCAAAGUGGAAAUAUGUUUUGCUAGAGGGAGCGUUUGUAGACACGCCGGAGAAGGCAGCAGUCAGGAUGAAGAAGAAUCACUCUGUGCAGGGGACUAUUAGCAGGCUCUUCGGGAAAAAACAUGCCAGCAACAAUUCCACCACUUCCCUCUAUGCCACCAACCCCCCCUGGAUCUUCACUCAGGAGGUCACCACUGACAACCUGGCGAGAACUGGUGAAGUGGAUGGCAUCUAUUAUGGGGAUAAUCGCUUUGCUUCAGUGACAGAUUCUGGAACAGCAACACUUAAGCCACGUCCAAGAGUCCGUCCUUUGUUGACUUUCUUACCUCUUAAUGCUCAAGAGCCUCAUGGAGUGGCUGUGCCAACGCCAUCAGUACCAGAAGGCUUUGAGGAAAAACCAGCUCUAGGACUAGCUUCUCAGAUCAAUGGCAAUUACAGAAAGUACAAUUCGGUUCUUGAUCUGAGGCCCAAGGCAUUUGAAGAGAACUACUUGGAUGAUGAAUACAUUCCACCACCACCACCUGUUCCCCCUCCUCCACCACCACCACCAGCGGUUGACAUACCACCACCUCCGAUGGAAGCUCCCCCUCCUCCUCCCAUGGAAGCUCCACCUCCACCUUCUGUGGAACCCCCACCCCCACCUCCACCAAUGGUGCCUCCACCCCCGCCACCUCUUCCAGGAAUGCCAUCGCCAUCUCCUUCAUCCCUGGCUCCACCUUCAUUCUCAUAUUCCAAUUUGUCUUCCCCCAGUACUCCAUCCCCACCAGACUUCAUUCCUCCUACUCCUCCGCCUCUGGCUUUUAGGGAUGGCAAAGCCCCUCGUAUGCCUCCCAUUUCACCAGCACUUCACACCCCACCAUUCUCCAAUGGUGUGUCCAAAUGGAAAUCUGAGACUGUUCUGAACCUGAGGCAGCCCGAAACCAUUUCCCCCAAUCCGAACCUUGCUUCUCCAAGCACUCCCACCCAUAAGGUGUCACUGUUGCCACAAUCCAGCCCAGAGCCUCACCUUACCUUUCCGAGGUCGUUAAAAGUACCUCCCCCGACUCCCGUGAGAACGUCCUCUAUAUCCUCAGCAGAAAAAGAAUCCAGUCCAAGAGAUGAGCAGCUCCCCAAGUUGACUCCUCAUAGCCGACCUGCCCUGCCAUCUAACUUUACUGUACGAAGUGCAGCCACGGUUCACCCAGAGGGAGAAGUCGCAGGGAAAGCCACAGUGGAAAAGCCUUCCAUGUUAACCACAGAGGCUGGAAGUUCAAAACGGACAUCAGAUUCUAAUGGCUCCUCUGCCUCCCUGCUGAAGCAAGAGGCACCACCAGGCAAAGAAACAGAUUCUUCGGACUGGGCGUCCUCUGAUGAUGAAGACUGGAAGGAACGCAGCAACCUGGACAAGCUAAAGCAUGAAUUGUCUGCCCUGCUGUCCUCUUCGUGCAGAAAGGAAGACAGGCCACUAGACAGAACUGUAUCUCCCAAGACUAAAGCCGACGUUACCAACAGCAACCAAGUUAUUCCAGAUGAACCAAAACAAGCUAGGCCUGCCGUGACAAGCCCCAAAUCACCAGCGGUUACAGAAAGCGAAAGGAAAGGAAUCAGGCCUGCUAAUACACCUUCCAUGGGCAAAGCAUCCCCCAGUGAUGCUUCCUCAACCCUAGACAACAAAUCCACCUCUGUGCAAGCAAACAGUGUUUUGAAAUUCAAAGAUGAACUGGAAGCCUUGUUGUCACCAACCAAGGACGGGGGGCCACCUUUGGCUUUUGCAAACCUAAGACAUACUCCAGAACCAAAGAAGCAAGUUACUCUUCAGUUUGGUGGCAGCCAGACCAAUAGUGGCGAGCCUGGGCUUCCAAAACCCACAGCAAGUCAGAAUACACCAAAGACGGAAGUGACAGAGAAAGAGCCUAAGAUUCCUAGCACCUCUGCUGGCCACUCGGCACCUGACAACACUUGUAAACCCCCAGCCUCUCCUCUGAAACCAAAGAAUGAACUCUUGGUUCCAUCUGCACCUUCACCAGCCUCUUCUGGCACGGCCUCACCUCUACUAAAUGCAUCUCCUAACACGGAUUUCUCUCUUUUCCAAUAUAAGAUGCAUAGGACGAGGUUUGGUUCCAUUGACAGCCUGGCUUCUGCGAGUUCUUCCCAAACGACAGAAGACGGAACCACCAGCACAAAUAAUAAUGAAAACCAAAGAGACUCAGCUGAGCGCAGGCCCUCAGAGACAUCCACAUCCUCUUGGAAGACAGAGAAAAUGAAUAGUGAAGUGUUGGUUCACCCUGUUACAGGAGAAAAAGUAGAGAGGGGAUCCCCAAUGGCUCUCCUCUUAGCUGCACAGCAGAGGGCCCAAAGAGGUAGAUCUUCUGCCUCUGCCUCCCGACAGAACAGCUAUUUGUCAGAGAGGCCCCAGUUCAAGUUAUCAGAGAAGUUGCACAGCAACAGCCAGUCAGAGACUGGGUCACCCACUAUUUACUACAGUGACUCCAAGCCCAACUCUGUCACGAUUGUACCAAAGUCUCCUCAAAAGGAAUCACUUGCAGCCUCCGAAAACAAGCAGCGUAAUGGAGCAGGUAUACCUGACAGCAGCACCUUGGGCUUGUCAGAGGGGCAAAGGGAUCAGAAGCCUCAGACAUUUUCCAGUGCCUCAGAACAAUGUGGGAAUGCGCAGAAGGUCAAGGAGAUGAAUGUCUCCCACAAUCUUCCCUCAUCAAACAGGCAUGGGACUUCCAUGUUAGUUCAAGGCCUCCUAAGUCACAGCAGGCAGGAAGCUCCCUUGCACUCUCUCACAGCACCCCAAAACCAUGCCAAAGACAACAACGAUGAGGUGGAAGAGGGUUUUGAUUAUGAGAUCAUUCCCCCUCCACCCGAGUUCAGCAACGAUGCCCAAGUGGUCCCAUACGAUUCUUCAAAAGGGGAGGAGAACCACAAAGCCCUUAAUAUCCCAGGUGGCAACCAGGCCUCAAAUAAGCAACUUAAUUCCAACCCUUCAAGCUAUAACUACAGUAACAGUUAUUCCCUGACAUCCAAAUCAAUUCUGGAAAACACCAUGAGGCCCAGUGGAUACAGUCACCAUUACCCAGGUGGGAGCUACUCCUCUAGCUACCUCAGUUCCUAUGACAACAGCCGUCCUCUGAUCAAGAAGCGCCUUUAUGUGACAGAGACAGAUAGGUCGUAUAGCCGGCCCACCAUGUCUUCUCGCAGCAUGAGCACACCCACCUCCUCCUACGGCCACAGUACAAUGUCAUACAACUCUCAGGCUGCGGAAGGGAUGCGCCGGGCCAACUCCACUCACAGGAAUGGUCCAAACAGUGCACAAGGGCGAAGGGUGUCCCUGGAAUUACCUGGGAAGAUGGUGACUUACAGUAAUGCUGUCAGUGAAGCCAUGUAUAAAGGCCAGAACGGAGAGUACACUAGCAACACAGCAGCCGCUGGCAGAGCCUCUCAUGGAAAUCAACAAUAUAGUGGAACUGCAAAUACAUUUACCGUCAGGCCUGGAGCACGACAACCCAUUUCUUAUUCAUACCAAGGAGGUCUUCGAUAAGGCAUGUACGAGGAAGCUGUAUCGCCUUGCACCAGCUUUGGCCAAGUUAUAGGCCUCGUCCUCUCUGCUUUGUUCUGGCUCUUCCUUUGAUAGCUGUAAAAUGAGGCACAAGAGCCUGUCCUAGACUGAAAGUAGUCCAAGCGUCCACUUGUAAAUAGACUGUAAGUUAUUAGGGACAAGGUAAGAAUGAGUUCUAAGGGCUUCUGUGCAAAAUGGAUAAGGG
This is a messenger RNA of Podarcis raffonei (Aeolian wall lizard), 4027 nucleotides long. It is a transcript of the gene C6H6orf132, whose product is annotated as chromosome 6 C6orf132 homolog. Lineage: Eukaryota; Metazoa; Chordata; Lepidosauria; Squamata; Lacertidae. The record is from RefSeq and is a predicted model, not a curated record. The transcript has 5 exons. The coding region runs from base 346 to 3804 and encodes 1152 amino acids.